CACGUUACUACUUUCCAACAGAGAAGCAGACUCUCUCUAGCCAUGGCAAGAACCAAGCAGACCGCCCGUAAAUCCACCGGAGGAAAGGCUCCCAGGAAGCAGCUGGCCACCAAGGCUGCUCGUAAGAGCGCCCCGGCCACCGGCGGCGUGAAGAAGCCCCAUCGUUACAGGCCCGGUACCGUGGCUCUGAGGGAGAUCCGCCGCUACCAGAAGUCCACCGAGCUGCUGAUCCGCAAGCUGCCCUUCCAGCGCCUGGUGAGGGAGAUCGCUCAGGACUUCAAGACCGACCUGCGCUUCCAGAGCUCCGCCGUCAUGGCUCUGCAGGAGUCCAGCGAGGCCUACCUGGUCGGCCUGUUCGAGGACACCAACCUGUGCGCCAUCCACGCCAAGAGGGUCACCAUCAUGCCCAAGGACAUCCAGCUGGCCCGCCGCAUCCGCGGAGAGAGGGCUUAGACUGACCUGAGACCAGAACACCGAAACACAACGGCUCUUUUAAGAGCCACACACACACACUUACAGAGCAACCCGUCCUGAAACACAUGUGUGCAAAUACUUUAUAAACACAUUGUCCCCCUUUCAUUAUUAAAGCAUGGUCCACAGUAACACAUUAUGAUAAGAUAGUAUAUAAUGCUGAUCCAUAUUGCAACUAUCACUGGGUUGUAAUGCAGGCUCUCAUUUAUGGCUAGACUCCGACAUCUAGUGGUGUUUUUAGAUAAAGCUCAUUCCAACACAACGUAACUGAAUACAUCAUGUUGU
Molecule: messenger RNA, 756 nt
Organism: Gymnodraco acuticeps
Lineage: Eukaryota; Metazoa; Chordata; Actinopteri; Perciformes; Bathydraconidae
Product: histone H3
Exons: 1
Coding region: 43-453 (136 amino acids)
Cellular component (GO): nucleosome
Molecular function (GO): structural constituent of chromatin; protein heterodimerization activity; DNA binding
Source: RefSeq, a predicted model, not a curated record